Messenger RNA from Populus euphratica (Euphrates poplar), 684 nucleotides. RefSeq names its product VQ motif-containing protein (gene PDE337). Bases 1 to 684 code for a protein of 227 amino acids. Lineage: Eukaryota; Viridiplantae; Streptophyta; Magnoliopsida; Malpighiales; Salicaceae. The transcript has a single exon. The record is from RefSeq and is a predicted model, not a curated record. Gene Ontology annotation, cellular component: nucleus.
AUGAGUUCUGCAAAGUAUCAUCAUUACGGACAAAGUAACAUCAAUGGUCAACGUCCAUCUCCAUUGAAGAUCAACAAAGAAUCCCAUCUCAUUCGCAAAUCUUCUUCUUCUUCAUCAGCUUCUACGUCGAAUUCUUCAUCAUCGGUAUCUGUAAUAGAUCCUCCUGUUUUUGGAGAAAAACUGGAGCAGCAGCGGCAAAAGAACCAACCGGUUAUUAUCUAUACACAUUCACCUAAGGUAAUCCAUACGCAAGCCAAGGAUUUUAUGGCCUUGGUACAGAAACUCACGGGACUUUCGCGGUCUAAAAAUCAAGAAAUGGCACCCCUUGCACAGCAAGGGCAAGAUCAUCAAGGUGUUGUGAGUAAGGGUUUAAAAGCGGGGAAGGGUAACUGUAACGAAAGAAAGCAUGUUGGUCAUGGUGAUAAUGACUCAUCUUCAAUUUCAACAGAAGAGAAUUGUCAUGGGGCUGCUGCUGGUGUUGAUAUUGUUGUUUCACCAUUUCUUAAGCCACCAAAUGCUCCUCACUUCGCUGAUGUUCCUCUUUUUACCCCAACUUCUUCCGAUUUCUUUUUCUCACCCAGGCCAGUAUUUAGAUGUCCUGAUUCAGUUUUUGCAUCGCCAAAGAUGGGAAAUCCGAUAUCUCCAUCUGUUCUGGAGUUCAUUAAGGGCCUACCUGAAUAUUGA